Molecule: messenger RNA, 2252 nt
Organism: Neltuma alba
Lineage: Eukaryota; Viridiplantae; Streptophyta; Magnoliopsida; Fabales; Fabaceae
Product: polyamine oxidase 2
Exons: 10
Coding region: 435-1904 (489 amino acids)
Biological process (GO): polyamine catabolic process
Cellular component (GO): peroxisome
Molecular function (GO): polyamine oxidase activity
Source: RefSeq, a predicted model, not a curated record
AAUCAUCUCCACUUUUCCACCAUUUAUCAUCUUCUCUCUCUACGAGCGACCAAAUUUCUCAAAUUCUUUAUUCGUUUUCUCGAAGCUUCAUCGAGAUCGCGAGGCCACAGGCCUCCACCGACACCCAAAUCGCAAUUUCCCGCCGAUUGUUGCUCGGAAAUUUCGCCGAUUGAGGCAUCAGAUUCUGUAAUCCGAUCGAUUACAGGGCUGAAGUGGUUGAAUUUGGAAAUUUAGUCGCAUGAACUGGUUCGGGAAGCUGGGUUUAUUCUCGAAUUUGAAUUCUGAUCACUUCAUUACUUGUUUGUUAAUUUUCAUCCUCCAUUUUUCACCUCAAUUCCGUUCUUCUCUGUUUCAAUUUGAGAAGAACCCUCUGGAGUGGUCAUUAAUUAAUAUUAAUAGUAAUCGCAAUCCUAGUAGUGGAAUAUCUACACAAUAUGGAGUCUCGAAAGAGUAAUCCCCAGAUACGCAGAGCUCUUUGCUAUGCAAACGUUAACGGGCAGCAGGAGAGGUCACCAUCUGUUAUUGUCAUUGGCGGUGGUAUGGCUGGAGUUGCUGCUGCUCGGGCACUUCAUGAUGCCUCAUUUCAGGUUGUUCUCUUGGAGUCACGGGAAAGAUUGGGAGGCCGAAUUCACACUAAUUACUCAUUUGGCUUUCCUGUUGACCUGGGCGCAUCAUGGUUGCACGGAGUGUGCCAAGAGAAUCCACUGGCUCCAGUGAUUGGGAGGCUGGGACUUCCUUUGUAUCGAACUAGUGGGGAUAACUCUGUCCUAUAUGACCAUGAUUUGGAAAGCUACGCUCUCUUUGAUAUGGAUGGAAAUCAAGUUCCCCAAGAAUUAGUCAAACAAGUUGGUGAAGCAUUUGAGACCAUUUUGCAGGAGACAGAUAAUGUAAGGAAGGAAUUCAGUGCAGAUAUGUCUGUGCUCCGUGCUCUUUCAACUGUUUUUGAAAGAAAGCCUGAAUUAAGGUUGGAGGGGCUUGCCCACAAGGUACUUCAGUGGUAUUUAUGCAGAAUGGAGGGUUGGUUUGCUGCAGAUGCUGAUACCAUAUCAUUGAAAUGUUGGGAUGAGGAAGUUCUGCUCCCUGGUGGCCAUGGUCUCAUGGUUAGGGGCUAUCUGCCUGUUAUACAUACCCUCGCCAAGGGUCUUGACAUUCGCUUGGGACACAGGGUCACAAAAAUAACAAGGCGAUACAACGGAGUAAAGGUGACAGUGGAAAAUGGGGAAACAUUUGCUGCAGAUGCUGCUGUUAUUACUGUUCCUCUUGGGGUGCUCAAAUCAAAGAGAAUCAAGUUUGAGCCCAAGCUCCCUGACUGGAAAGAAGCUGCCAUUGCUGAUCUAGGGGUGGGGAUUGAAAAUAAAAUAAUCUUGCACUUUGAAAAUGUUUUCUGGCCGAACGUGGAGUUCUUGGGAGUAGUUGCAGAGACAUCUUAUGGAUGCAGCUACUUCCUUAAUCUCCACAAGGCGGCAGGUCAUCCUGUCCUUGUUUACAUGCCUGCUGGGCAGCUAGCAAGAGACAUUGAGAAGAUGUCUGAUGAAGCAGCUGCAAACUUUGCCUUCACGCAACUCCAGAGGAUCCUUCCAGAAGCAUCUUCACCGAUUCAGUAUCUUGUGUCUCGGUGGGGCACAGACAUUGACUCACUAGGGUCUUAUAGCUAUGAUGUGGUUGGAAAACCCCAUGAACUGUAUGAGAGGUUAAGAGUCCCGGUAGACAACUUAUUCUUCGCUGGGGAAGCCACUAGCUUUAGCUACCCUGGGUCUGUGCACGGCGCAUAUUCUACUGGAAUGAUGGCUGCUGAAGACUGCAGGAUGCGGGUUCUGGAACGUUAUGGGGAGCUAGAUUUGUUCCAGCCGGUGAUGGGCGAAGAGUCAUCGAUGUCCAUCCCACUUCUGAUCUCUCGUAUGUAAACUUGGGGUUACGCCUUGAGUGGAUAAUUUUAUGCACACAAACAAAUCCUACAUCAGAAGUUGGCGAACACUCCAGUUCUGUUGUGAUUACCCUGAUUUUGAGAGGGGGAAAAACGUGUCUGUUGGUGUUCCUUGUUCCGUGGUAUUGUGCGGUCCGUUUGUGAGUCUUAAUAGCUGUGACCUGGUAAAAUAUUGUAUAUGGAUGGAUCCGCCAGGUCUUGGGAUUCCUGGAAUACGGGUUAUGGCUCAUGGAAAACUCAGAAAUGCAUCUUUUGUUUCAUGAUGUAGCUGUGUUUCUGACAUUUUAGAACAUAUAAACUGUUAUUUAUAAAUGAGGUUUUCGUCCUA